UAGUCCCAUUCUGAACACACAGGUGUGUUUUAUUCUCCUCCAGCAGGUGGCGGUAGUGCAUCUUUACGCUGGUCACCGACCACCAGAAGAAGCAGAAACCGGAAGCUGCUAGCAGAGCUAGCUUGUUGUUGUUCUGGUGUGUGAGGAGAAUAUUUGAGGCUCUGCAGUAAAAAUGUCUUCACUUCAGUCUCUGGGAGAGUUGAUCAGCUAAAGCGACUAACUGCUGCUGCUGCAGAAAUCUUCUCACCAGGCUGUGGAAACUUUCUUCUCCUCCUCAACAACUUGGUGGAGUUCUUUCCAGAACCAGAGAAGAUAUUCUGCGGUCUUCGUGACAAUCGGAGCUCCAGAAUCAGGUUGUGGCUGUUAGCUAAACACGGCUAAAGAAAACCUGCUACCACUUCAGGAUCAUCCAUCAGCUGGGACUGAUUCAUCGUGUGUUCUUCACCACCUGGACCUGGACAGCAUGGACACAGGUGAGAAACAUCUGUAAAAGCCAGAUCUGGUGCAGGAAAAUAGCUGAACAGGGAGUGGGGACACACUUUGCCUUCUGCGGUUAUGUUCAACAGAUGGUGCAGGUUAAAGAAGAUCCUGAAGAACAGAGUGCUGGUGUGUACCAGCAGGACCCAGAACACCUCCACAUAAAGGAGGAAAAGGAGGAACUCUGGACCAGUCUUAAGGGAGAACAUCUCUGUUUGAAGGAGGAGACCGAUUCUGCCUGGUUUCAGUUCAGUGCUGUUUCUAUAAAGAGUGAGGGUGAUGAAGAGAAACCUCUGGUUUCACAGCUUCAUCAGCAGCAAAUAGAAGACAAAGAUGUUCCAACCAGCAGCUCAUCUGACCAGAUGACAGCAGAAACUGGUGGAGGAGCAGGAACUAGCAGGAACCCAGAUCUGAACCCUCAUGAACAAACAUCUGAUUCUUCAGAGACUGAAGUUAGUGGAGAUGAUUAUAUGAAUCCAGACUCUGGGAUGUCAGACUCUGGGUCUGAAACUGGAGAUGAAGGCCAUGACUGGAAUGAGAAAAGGUCUUCUGAGUCAGAUGUUAAGACAGUCAACAUAUCUUUUAGCUGUCUUGAGUGCGGUGAACGAUUUCAUGACAAGCAGUCUCUCCAGAAACACAUGAGAGUAACCAGUCAUUCAGCAAUCAGGUCUUCCAGCUCUUUGGUCAAUAAAAAAUCUGUUGGACUUAAGCAACCUGUAGACUCAUAUAGGGAAGUCCAGAAAGAACUAAAAUCAUUUAGUUGUGGUGACUGUGGAAAAAUAUUUCGUACAAAAUCAAGUUUUAACAGACACCAGAGAGUCCACACAGGACAGAAACCUUUUGCCUGUGAGCUCUGUGGAAAAAGAUUUACCCGUAAGUCAAAUUUCAACCGUCACGUGAGAGUCCACACAGGAAAGAAACCUUUUGCCUGUGAGCUCUGUGGAAAUCGAUUUACCGAAAAGUCGACUUUAAACAAUCACAUGAGAGUCCACACAGGACAUAAACCUUUUGCCUGUGAGCUCUGUGGAAAUCGAUUUAUCGUAAAGUCGACUUUAAACAAUCACAUGAGAGUCCACACAGGACAUAAACCUUUUGCCUGUGAGCUCUGUGGAAAUCGAUUUAUCGAAAAGUCGACUUUAAACUAUCACAUGAGAGUCCACACAGGACAUAAACCUUUUGCCUGUGAGCUCUGUAGAAAAAGAUUUACCAAAAAGUCAGGUUUAAACAGACACAUGAGAAUCCACACAGAAGAAAAACUGUUUGCUUGCGAGCUCUGUGGAAAUCGAUUUACCCAAAAGUCAGCAUUAAACGAUCACAUGAGAGUCCACACAGGACAGAAACCUUUUACCUGUGAGCUCUGUGGAAAAAGAUUUACCCAAAAGUCAACUUUAAACAAUCACAUGAGAGUCCACACAGGACAUAAACCUUUUGCCUGUGGGCUCUGUGGAAAAAGAUUUACCCGUAAGUCAAAUAUAAACAGUCACAUGAAAAUCCACACAGAAGAAAAACAGUUUGCUUGCAAGCUCUGUGGAAAUCGAUUUACCAAAAAGUCAAGUUUAAACAAUCACAUGAGAGUCCACACAGGAUUGAAACCAUCUGGUUGUGAGCUCCGUGGACAAAUUUAAAGUGACGGUGUGUACUUUCCCUGGCAAUAGGGGGCAGUACAAACCUAAAUGAUUGCAAGCAAGCAGUAUUUUUGUGUUCAAGUAACCCCUGCUUUCUACCGGAGCCGUCAGCAGCACGUCAUAGCUGCUGAUAGGAACCGCUGUGGUCAACAGAACCUUUUCCACUGGAGCCGUCAGCAGCGCGAGUCGGCCGCGUCUCAGGAGCAGCAUGUCGCGGCCUUUACACGCUGGUUCUAUUUUCUACGCGCGACGCCUCUGAAACGGGUCAAGUUCGACAUUUUUGGGGAAGGAAAGACAGGAAAUCGGACGCGGAAAUGGAGAGAAGCUCCCGAGAUUUUCGGAAUAAAGAAACGUACUGCCUUCCGGCUGCUUUACUUUUAAGAAAAGUUACUAAAUGUGCGGCCCCGUGAGAAGUAAGUUAUCACCUAGCUAGGGGUCUCCUUUGUUUUUCAGGUCCGUAUUGGCGAUUAUAAAACGGACAGAACAUAAAACACAAACCUUUUGGAGCCAUGUUGUAGUUUUCUCCUGCUUGUUGUUGUGUUUACUGACGAAGUCACUCGUGUGACUUCGUGCUCGGUCGGUGACAGCUGCUCCCCUGCUGCUUCGCGUCUCGUGGGAAGGGCCAAGCAGCAGCUUACGUGAGCAAGACGUGCUGCUGCAGUAACGUGCUGCUGACGGCUCCUGUGGAAACCCGGGGUAAGACUUUACCAAUGUAAAGUGAAGGCUAUUAGGAUCAAAAACAUCUGCACUUUUCAAACAUGUACUUUGUCAGAUCUCUGCUGCAGGGGUGGGGGUUGGUUGUUUGUGCUCCCGACUGACCCAUGUUCAGUUGUGUCAAGUAUUUUAGACUUCUAUGUUUUUACACUGCUUUUAACUCAUUCACUGCCAGCCGUUUCCUUGUCAGAAAAGCCCUUUGCUGCCAGCAUUUUUCAGCAUUUUCACUGUAUUUUAAGAGUCACAGAUUGUUGCGCGCUAGGACGAUGCAAAUGCCAAAAAUAGCAAAACAAAGAGUAGACUCACCUCUAAAAUCUGGAAGAAUCCGCGUGUUUCAAGCGUUAUCCGUUUUUUAAUAACCCAUUGUUGAAUUGUUAUCAGCAGAAGCUUUUCCGGUUUGAGCCUAACUUUUUUUACAGCGACGGCCCAAAACGAUCUGCUAACACAUGGAUUUUCUGCUUCCUGAUCACGUGAUGUGUGACGUACGCAGAUGAAGAUUGGCUUUAGAGCUGGGAUGUUUGUUCUUACAGUGCGGAGGCUCGUUCCGACACCCACAUUGUAAAAAAAUUGGUAGUUCAUGAGUUAAGUGUUAUGGUGGUAGGGUUAGGGUCAGGGUUGAGGGGUUUACAGACAGAGUGACUUCUUACUAGGCUUCCAGCAACAAAAUGGGGUUUAAUAUAACAUUUAGUUGACUUAAAGGUGCACCUAAAAGCACAACUUCUCUUCUUUUGAUAAAAGCAAUGUUUGGGAUCCUUAGCACAAAAAUGUCUUUUAGCAAAAGGUGUAUCUAAAAUUAUAUAAUAUUUUAUAAGUCUCUUUUUUUAUAUACACAGAUUCCAUCCUUUGCUUCAGUUUUCACCAAACACAAUACAAUAUAGAUCCAUUGCAUAUUAUUGUUUACAUCCAGGUAACUGAGCACAUCCACACUAGCUGGAGGGCUAGAACCCCAUCUCCAGCCGUUACCCAGAGCUGUAUCUCCAUGAUUUAAGUUAACAAAAUAAAACCUAGGCAUUCAGAUAUGACUACUUUAGAUUAUUUAACACAUCUUGGUGUAGAUGAACAAAAAAUAAACAUCUCUAAGCUAAUGAUGUUUAGCACAAAACUUCCAGAUGAGUUUGAAAUAGCUAGCUAGCUAGACGACAGUCCUCAGAACUCUGUCUGGAGUUCUCACCGCUGAACCGAAGGAGUGUAAGGAGCAUAAUUAUAUAAUAAAAGUCCUUAGAUGGUGGCUAUAAUUUGUUGGUUUCUGGAAAUGUGAGGCGGAUAUUUUUACACGUAGUCCUCAGUGUUUUAUAUCUAAUUCUAUUGUUCAUUUUUGUUUUGUCCUUUAUUGCUGUAAAGCAUACUGAGUUGCCUUUGUUUGGCAAAUGUGCUAUAUAAAUAAAGCUGUCUUGUCUA
Molecule: messenger RNA, 4214 nt
Organism: Nothobranchius furzeri (turquoise killifish)
Lineage: Eukaryota; Metazoa; Chordata; Actinopteri; Cyprinodontiformes; Nothobranchiidae
Source: RefSeq, a predicted model, not a curated record